GUAGUUUCCCAAGGCUCGACUAUAAAUGGCGUCCGUUUCCCUGGUUCGUUGAGGUUUCAUUUCGCAAUUUAUGUUACUGUUUCGAUUCAUUUUAGGAGCAUGCAUGUGCAUGCUCUCGUUUGCAUUAAAGGUUUCCCGUCCAAACGGUGAGCUUUUUCAAGAAACCUUUAGCGUGAAACCGGCAGUUUUUAUACCGGACGAAACGUUCCUUAAAGUUGCGGUACCUUAUGACAAUUCUUACGAUCUGUUGGUUGCGGUUUCUGGAAUGGAUACAGAAGGAUUGGUGCGCAGUCGUCUUGAACAACGGUUGGACGACGAUGAAUCGCUUUUGAAUGGCAACAUUGAAGAAAUUCUCAAUGUUGAACUUCUACAUCCAGGUCAGGACAUUAAGAUUAAUAUUCAAAAACCCGGUUUUUACACUGUCUCUGUUAUGUCCGCCAAUAAGGAUGAAACAGAGGGCUUUGCCAUUGAAUUCAUUUAUCCCGAUGUCAAGAGAAAAUCCGCUCCACUAGUGAAGAUAGUAUUCUCAGCUCCCCUUUUCAAGCUAAACUCUGUCUUUGAGUUGCUGCUUGUUACUGUCUGUUCAAUCUUUGCGAUACGUAAAAGUAGAGAAAGAAACAUCCCUAAAUGGGCGAAAUGGUCUGCGGUGCCUCUGUCUUGCAUUGCAUCUCUUUAUUUAUUGACUCUUACAGUGUCAUAUAUCCGCAACGUUGUUUUUCCUCAUAGCCCAUCUGACAUUAAUUGUCCGCUUGAAGGUGUGGCCAACUUUUUACGUCUAAUUUUUUUCGUAACAAUGGCUACUACUGAGGGUACUGGACGUAAGACCAGGGUGGCUAUUCGUUCUCUAGCUGCCUUCCAAGUUCUGUUCCCAUUCCUCUUUAUCGUGCUGCUUCUACUCGUCACAAUUUACGCUGGCGAAUUGGUAGCUUUGGUUGUGCUGGUUUCCUCAGUACUGGCUUUUGUUGCUGCCGAAGUUCUUCAAUCCAUUCUCAUUGUGAUAAGCUUGUAUCGGCAUUAUAGGCUUGAAAAACGCCAAUCGCGGCCUCUCUAUUCCAAAGCCUAUUACCGACUCUUUGUUCUGUGCAUUUUGCAGAAGCUCACAUCCUGCUUCCUUGGCGGUUUCGCAGCCCUCCUUUCAUCUAACCUGAGACCGUUAAACGCUUUGACUGCGUCUUUGUAUGACAUUUUCAGUCUGCAUACUCUCUACAGCAUGCGUGACAUUCAGGACACUCCUCUGCUUUCUAGCGAAGGUGACGCGAUUACCGAUGUUAAGGAAGACCUCUGGCAACCAGAAGGAAGUGUUUAAGCUCUAUGUUAGCUAAUGUACAAGGAGUGCCGAUAUUGACGUUUGUGGCUAUACACGCACAACAAUUGUCUGUCAUUUUCUUUGAAUGGUUUACUGCCCUUGCUUUUGAAUUGUUGUUAUGAAUUAACGUGUGUUUACUUUCUUCUAUUGAAAUAGUGCAGAAAAGACACAUGAGUUGGUGAAUGAAUAGCCAAACACAUGUGGAAUUCAAAUAGAUUCGUUAUUUUGCUGAAAACGUUCAAAACUUAAUUAAAACUAAUUGUCGGUAGUCUAAGCUUCCCCACUUCGCUUAUGUCGCAUUAUUUCGC
This is a messenger RNA of Schizosaccharomyces japonicus yFS275, 1614 nucleotides long. RefSeq lists its product as hypothetical. The coding region runs from base 71 to 1306 and encodes 411 amino acids. NCBI's taxonomy places the organism in Eukaryota, Fungi, Ascomycota, Schizosaccharomycetes, Schizosaccharomycetales, Schizosaccharomycetaceae. The record is from RefSeq and is a predicted model, not a curated record. The transcript has a single exon.